Messenger RNA from Dicentrarchus labrax (European seabass), 9532 nucleotides. RefSeq names its product guanylate cyclase 1, soluble, alpha 2 (gene gucy1a2). Gene Ontology annotation, biological process: cGMP biosynthetic process; response to oxygen levels. Gene Ontology annotation, molecular function: guanylate cyclase activity; heme binding. Gene Ontology annotation, cellular component: guanylate cyclase complex, soluble. The transcript has 9 exons. Bases 1219 to 3636 code for a protein of 805 amino acids. The record is from RefSeq and is a predicted model, not a curated record. Lineage: Eukaryota; Metazoa; Chordata; Actinopteri; Moronidae.
ACAUCACCGGUGCGUGCUGCUGUUGGCUGACCGCGCGCGCCAACUCUCGCUCUCUCUCCGUCUUCCCUCGCGCAUCCUCCUCUCCAGCCACCUCUUCGCCCGCGACCCCCGAGCGACGACCGGAACAAAAAGCCGAGGAGCAACGGUGAGGGAAUUACAAGUGAAAGAUGGACGAAUGAUGAGCGGACCGUUAGUUGGCAAACAGACAGGAGAACCGCUGUCGCAGAGGACGAAGAGGAGGAGGAGGAGGAGGAGAAGGGACGGAGGAGAGAUAGAAGCGGUCACAUCUGCCGCGACUUUGGGGAUUUCUCUCCGGCAAAGUGGGGAGAAAAAAGAAGGGGGAGACGCCACAUUCUUCGGACGCCAAAAUCCACCGUGUGUGGGACAGAGAUGGUUAACAUGUGUCGGAAUUACCGGGGAGGACAAACACGUCGAUUCUGGCGACCGGUUGUCAUGGUACUGUUUGGCAAUUUCGUCAGUUAAGGUAACGUCUGCUUUGACACAGUUGCGGCGCGAGUCAACGUUCCGCCGUAUGUAAGCCAACGGCUAAAAACGGCUGUUCUUAAAAAAAAAUAAACAGUUGCUAGGGGUUCUCUGUAUUCUUUUAAAUAUAUAUAUUAUAUAUUAUAUUAUAUAUAUAUAUAUAUAUUUGUGAUUUGAAGCAUCCUCUGGAGUUGGCCUCCCACGGAGCAGGGUGGAUUUGUUUUGGGGGCAAAGGAGGACGAUUUUUUUUAAGAGGCGAUACCCUCAUCUCCUCCUCCCCCCCUUACAUAAAUGUUUGCGUGCCGUUAGUGCUCUCGUUCUCUGUCGACCCCCCCCCUCACCCUCACCCUCUCUCCCCCCCUCUGAAUAGGUUGCUGAGUCUCACACGCAGAGAGACACAUCUCAUAUGCACACAUAGACACAGACAGACCUGCACAUUGUCUCACGCGCACGCACGCACGCAUCUCAUAUGCAUACAUAAUUACACAGACAGACUUUAACCCCCCUCCUCCUCCUCCUCCUCCUCCUCCUCCCCCCCACCACCACACACCCACCCAACCCUCCUCUCACCCCUCACUAUCUGAUGACUCCCCGGCGUAGAGGUGGACGUGGUACGGAACCGACUGUAGCAGCAUCAUCAUCCUCAACACAACCACUGUCAUCAUCAUCAACAUCACCACCAUCCUCCUCCUCCUCUUCCUCGCCACCACCACCACCACAACCACCACCACCACCAUGUCCUCGUCGUCGCGCAAGAUCUCCUCCGAGUCGUUCAGCAGCUCGGUGGGCUCGGACUGCGGGCUCGAGAGCCCCGGGGGAGACGGAGGGGACGGCGGUUUGGAGACGGCGGAGGAGAGCCGAGGCUGCCCCUUCUCCUCCUUCCCUUCCUCCCACAGAGCGGUGCUCUGGAACGGCCGCAGCCCCGCCGAGAGGUCGGCGUGCCCGGCGGGCGAGGAGCAGCAAGGACCCGCUGGACCCCACAAGAGGGUCACCAGGAGGAGACGGGUGAACCUGGAUUCGCUGGGGGAGAGCCUGAGGCGACUGACCUCACCCAUGACACAGACUGUUCAGGAGGCUCUGCAGCGAACUCUACAAUUCUACAGACAGCAAGAGAUCAGGUGUCAGGAAGUUGGCAGUGAGGAGCGGCGAAGAGAAAGGGAUAAGUGCCCAUUUCUAGAAAAUUCUGGUUCAGAGGAAGAUGUCCUACAAAUCCUUCAGUACAUGGCCACCAUACUGGGAGUCCCAUUCUGUGAGCUGCGAGAGCAUUUCGGGGAGGAGUUCUUUGGCCUCUGCUUUGAAGAAAAUGAACGCGUGCUUCGGGCUGUGGGUGGCAACCUCCAGGACUUUUUCAAUGGCUUUGACGCCAUUUUGGAGCACAUUCGCACCUCCACGGGGCGCCGUGCUUCAUCUGAGAGCCCCUCCUUCCAGUGCAAGGAUCCCCACGAGGAGGAGAAAGGCAGAAGAAAAUUGGACAAAGUUGGAGAGCAAGGAGAAAGAGAUGGAAGAGGGAAGGUGUUGCUUCUUCACUGUUUUAACCCUGCGCCUGUUGUUGGAUUGGUCAUGCCAGGGUUGAUCCGAGCUGUUGCCAGGCGGAUCUUUCAUUCAGAAGUUGAGGUGGAAGAGGUGCCACCUCUAACUCCCUUAUUGCCCAAUGAAGACACAGAACACACAGACGGUGACUCUGCAACCCCAACUCCAACUGCAUCACCCACUGCCUCACCCUCCUCAUCUCCAUCCCCUCCCUCUCCUUUCCAAACCUCUGUUCCCACAGUUUGCUUGUCCUUCCAAAUUCAAGAGACGUGUCCUCCUUCCCUCUCUUCCUUCCCAAAUGCUGCCUCGGUGAGCACUAAACGCCCCCACCCCUCACUCUCCACCAACCCCAGUGAUCUGCGCAUCGGCCUGGCCACGUUUUGCCGUGCCUUUCCAUUUCACCUUGUCCUGGGGCCUCGCAUGGAGCUACUGCAGCUUGGAGAAGGAUUGAGGAGACAGGCUCGCAUUGAGCCUCAUCGGAGCUUCUCGUUCAGGGACUGUUUUGAGAUUGUCUCACCCAAGAUGGAGCCUUCGUUCCAGGGUAUCCUCCUGAGGCUUGCAUCCCCAUUUACCAUCCGUACCAGACCUGAUACCACACAGACUGGCACCAAGGAGAAGGUCAUGGAAUUGAAGGGUCAGAUGAUCCAUGUGCCCGAGUCCAGCUCCCUGAUGUUUCUGGGCUCACCACGUGUUGAUAAGUUGGAGGAGCUAAUGGGCAGGGGCCUCCACCUGUCAGAUAUCCCCAUUCAUGAUGCGACACGGGACGUUAUCCUGGUGGGGGAGCAGGCCAAGGCACAGGAUGGCCUGAAGAAGAGAAUGGACAAACUUAAGGCCACCUUAGAGCGAACUCACCAAGCACUGGAGGAGGAAAAGAGGAGAACUGUGGAUCUCCUUUAUUCCAUAUUUCCAGGAGAUGUGGCACAGAAACUGUGGCAGGGUCAGCCAGUGCCCGCUCGCAAAUUUGAUGAUGUUACCAUGCUGUUCUCGGACAUCGUGGGCUUUACUGCUGUGUGUGCCCAGUGCACACCUAUGCAGGUCAUCUCCAUGCUGAACGAGCUUUACACGCGCUUCGACUACCAGUGUGGCAUUUUGGAUGUUUAUAAGAUCGAGACAAUAGGUGAUGCCUACUGUGUGGCAGGAGGACUUCACAAGAAGGUUGAUAGUCAUGCUAAGCCAAUUGCACACAUGGCUCUGAAGAUGAUGGAACUUUCCGAGGAAGUGCUGACACCUGAUGGGAAACCUAUCAAGCUAAGAAUAGGUAUCCACACAGGGUCGGUGCUGGCAGGUGUGGUCGGGGUUAAAAUGCCACGUUAUUGCCUGUUUGGGAACAAUGUGACACUGGCCAGCAAGUUUGAAUCGGGGAGCCAUCCAAGGUGUAUCAAUGUUAGUCCCACAACUUACCAGUUGCUGAAAGAUGACCGCUCUUUUUCAUUUGUCCCUCGCUCACGGCUGGAGCUCCCAGAGAAUUUUCCCAAAGAAAUCCCAGGGACGUGUUACUUCCUGGAGGCGGGGACAUCGCACAGCCAUGCCUCGCUGACCAGCUCUCGCUCAGCUCCCCCAGCCUCUAUGAGGAAAGUCUCCUACAGCAUUGGGACCAUGUUUCUAAGAGAAACAAGUUUGUAGGUACCAUACACAGACUAGGAUACACAGAUAUUCAUAAUGUGAGAGGGAGGGUUUGAACCUGUGGAACAUACAGGGAACAGAUCACACAGAUCUUUGGAUAUGCAAAUGCAUUAUGUGUGAAAACUUGGAUUUAGACCUGUGGGAUGGCCUAUAUGAAUGAAACUCGCUCUCAUCAUAGGUGAAAAGGACAACAUGCCCUCAUCUUCCCUUAGCAAGGGUGACAUGAUUCAAAAGACUUAAAGAAGUGCGACAAUGCUCGUCUCACAUGGACCUUUCCCCAAGGAGCUGUACUGAUGGGGUCAAUUAGAGGAGAAACCUUUAUAUAAAACUUAAUGACCUAGCUGUCUUCAUCAGUCCCAAACCUGGUUUCUAGCUCUCUCCGGUGUUCCUCUCCAAAAUGGUACCUUGACCUGGGUGUAGACGCAACAAUGUUUGCAUAAAACCUGGAGAGACCAUUUACAUGACCAGGGUUGCACUCAUUAGCAAUGGAAUUGCGCAAGUUGAACAAAUCCACUUUCCAUUAACAAAGUGGAUGCUGAGGAAUGAAGUUGUAUGAACUUUAAGAAGAUGGCAACAUUGCCACAAAUGUUUGCUGUGCAUCAUGGCCUCUUGUACAAGGACGACCACUACUGAAGAACAAUACAACUCCCCUCCCUCCCCUUCCAGGUGUCCCUAAAUCAUGUCAUGUUUUAUCAAACAUAUUUCUAACAUCUGCUCGUUAGAUCCAUCCGUCAACCUUGGACCAGUUGGUCGGGGUGGGCAGAGACAAAUGAGAGGCACAAACAAGGAGAUUUUUUUGGUUUGAAAAGGGGUCAUCAAGGGACAAAUGCCAAAAACGCUAGUACUAAGCUGAUCUUAGAGCCUUUUCUGCUUCUAACCCACAGCAAACUAUAACCAACAACAAUCCAGCCAUUUCAUUGCAGGUAAUAUGUUUAGGACUGAAAAUUAUUCCCAGCUCAGUGCCUUUUUACUGCUCUAAUCAGGACAAAUACAAGAUGGAUUCAUUCUAAAUAUUUGAAAAGAAAAAAAUAUAUAAGGAGCGCUUCAUUUAUCUUAUGUUUCCACUUGUUGGAAGAAAUGUUUAUGACAUUUCUGUGUCAUUUGCUAUUUUACAGAGUGAAAGAUUUGAGGAAAUGACUUGUGCCAAAGGUUAUAUAGCCACAUUAGAGCCUGUGAUAUUGCAAGUCAUGGCAGGCGCCUUAUCCCAUCUAGCCAUCACCGAGUCCUGAUUAGUUUCUCUAGUUGUCUCUCAUUUUGAGAUGGUCAUGAGUGGCUGGUAAGAUAAAUCAAGUACUCCUCAAAAAAGUUCAAAUAUUUUGAAAUUCUUUUCAUCUUUUUUUUUGUCCAGAUCAAUCAAUAAUAACACACAAUAUAGUGCUAAUAAUAUAGUACUAUACUAACUUGUACACAUAGUCACAGUAUGCAUGCUUCACACGGUUCACAUUUACAUACGUAGUCUUUUUUUUAAUUGCGUUGUUUUUUUACCAUGUGGAAAUUAAAGUAUUUACUAGCCCCAUACAAGUGUAACCAACAGGAUUUGAAUUCAAGUUUAGUAGUUUGCUAGUAGGCUGAGUAUGAUUUACUCAGUGGAAAUCUCAGGCCUUCCUAAUACUUAAGCGUAGCUCAGUAACCCAGACAUGGGAAAAUAAUAAAAUGUUUUUGUCUAAGAGAAUCUUCAUAAACUGUCAUCAUAAAGAGGGAAGUGAAGGGUUGAAGUUGGAUAUUCUUUGAAUAUUUUACAGACUUGGCACAUUUGGAUACUUCACAUUACAUUGCUGCCAUUGUUCUCUUUGGUUGUUGACAUCACAUAGAUGUGACAUCAAGAUUAUAUAUCAGUUGGAAUUUCUGGCUGUUACAGACCCACAGACAAAAAAAACCUAUUAUUAGGAGGCAUUAGUUUCCAUGAAAUAUUACAUUUUUGAUGUUGAUAGAAAUGUUUUUAUUAGCUAAAGAAGUACAUAGAGAUUUCUCAACAUCACAUGAUAAUUUUAACUUUUUACUGAUUACCAAAAAAAAAAGUUCAGAAAUAAUCUAGUUUGUUUAAAUUUGAAUAAGUGGUGCUACCUGUGCGUGCUUACCUUCUUGGUGUAAAUUCAUUUUUGUUUUUUUUUCUUCAAUUGUUACAACAUCACAAUAUGGCUUAAGAUACUGACAAAAUAGCUUAAUAACUAAACUGUUAAUAAUUCACUUUUAAAUCACAAAACAGAAAGGAAAUAGCAUGUUGCUAUUUACCUACAUCUUGCCAAAUAUCACAGUGGUUGCUAUAUCCUCUACAAGAUCAAAUAAAAUAUUCUACUGAAUGGAGACACCAACAGCACCAACAUCUUGCUUUUUAAGUAAAGGUUUUUGUACCUGCUGUCUGUUGUGUACAUUCAGUUGUUGAGGGCAGGACCAGCACAUUUUGACAGCCGGACACUUUGUCAACCCUCUGGCAGAGAUUCAACAGGAACACAUGCUGGCUAUGCUAUGUAAAACACAGCUUGUAGGAAAACAUCACAAGGGUCAUUUAUAUCGGACACAAAAACUAAUUCCCAUCUGGCUGAAGGUUUCACCCACUAAUGGUCUCUGUGCCCUCUAACUGAGAUUAACACCAGCAUAACAAAGCAAUGUGCCAUAUUCAAGGAAAGGAUGGAAGGAGGAAAAAUAUUCCUUUUUGACCAGCCAGUGUUUGAACCAGAGAUGGAAGUGUUAGAAAACUUCGAUCAUAAGUCCUUAUUGCCAUAAAUAAUUCUUACAACUGUCACCAGAGUCUCUGACAGGAGUAGCAUCAGAAAGCUUGAAACGUUUGCAUGUUCUGUAAACGCCCUGAUACGUUUUGGCAAUGAAAAUAGACUGAGAAUAUUUUUCCAUACACUCCAUAGUCUUAUCUAUAUUUACUGUAAAUGAGAAUUAUAACCUAUUUUCAGGCAGUCACUUUAAGUAUACUAUGCAGUAUAGCACUGACAUUGGACUAGGCAACACUAACACCUAAAGAUAAAUCCUAUCAGUCAAACACAUGGGGCAGAAAUCAGGAAUUGUAACACGAAGAAAAUAUGUGUAUUAACUCCAAACUAGGUGCCAAUGUUUAGUUGGUCGACCUUGUAAUCUAAAGCCUAGAGAACUUAUCUACAGUAUAAAAUGAUUUAAAGUAAAGUGGCAACUCAAAAUUUAUGUCAGUAUACACAUUUCUUUUGUCAGGGCUUGCUACACCUGUUAGAAAGCAGCAUAAUGUUCACAUUUUAUUGCUUUGUGGUAACAACGUCACAGCAUUUCCUAAGACCAAAAGGUCUAUAACGUUCAUGUUUCUUGUGAUAUUAUAGAGAACCAGAAUCUGCAGCACCCACCUGGGACAUACAUCCUGUAUAUGUAUACAUCAGAGGCUCAUAAAAUUAGCAAAUUCUUCUCUCAAUGUUGACAAGCCUGCCUAACCCUGGUUCAGUAGAAAUUGCCAAAUACACUAGAGAAUGGUUAUCAAGUUUUCCAAGAGCCUGAGGGAAGUUUCCCAUGUCUUUAAGGCCUGGGAAUGUGGAUACUGCUAAGCCUUAUUUUGGCCCCGAUGAUAAAGUAAAUUAUAAUUUCAGAAAAUGUUUGAGAGUUCACGAGGGCCUUUUUAUUUAGAUAGGUAUCUAAAACGUUUUUUAGCUCUAUUUAGUUUGACGAAAAAUCCCAUAUGAGCAAAUGAACCCAUAAGCAUUGCCUAGUGCAUUAGUUUAUUAUAGUGAGCUAAACCAGAAACACAUGACAAGUAGCAAUUUAAUGUUACUCAUGGAAGGAGAUGUAUUGUAACAGAGCCUGGAAGGGUGCAGUAUUCACAGUAAGAAUACGCAGUCCAGGAGCCAAGUAGACAAGAUUAGAUGCAUACAAUUGAAGAAUGACGAUGAUAGCCAUGGUUGCUAGUUUAUGUGACUAACUGUUGUUGCAAACCUAGUUUACUGUGUUUACUUCUGGAUAUUUUAAAGAGCAGCAGUUUAAAAAUGUUUUAUUCCAACAUGUCCCCACACACCCAAACGUAGGUGCGACUCGUGCUACAAGGAGAUGAUGACCAACCCACAAUCCAACAGAAUUACACUGUGCAAACUAUUUUAAAUUCACUAUGAAAAAAUCUGUGCAUGGACACUACUAUUGUUGCAUUGUUGUAUCCAGCAGUAAAAGAGACUGAAUUUCCUUAGGGUCCCCCAUAAGGUACAGUAGGUGAACUACUCUUAAGUGUAUCCGACAGUUGUGUUAUUGAGCCUGGGGUAAGGUUUUUCCAAGGCAGAGCUUUCACUUAUAGAGAUGCACAAGUGCUCCCUGGCUGCCAUCCUGGCAAUAUUCUAUAAUGCAUACAUGUAUUAAUAUGUACAAAAUCUAUUGUAGCAUAAAUGUAGUGCAGGUGUCAUUUACACUCAACUUCAGCAGUGUCUGAAUUCUCCAUCUAGGUUAAAUGAAGGACAUUACAUCAGCAUUACACCCACGCAACUUGUGUCCAACGCUCAUGUCUCCAAGUCUGUAAAUUCUUGGCACAAUAUGAAAUGUUUGGUCAGAUCUUACAAGUCUUGCUGUUAUGAUGCAGAGGUGUUGCAGUUACCGGUUCUCUACAGUUUUGUUGUCAGUCGUGGACCAUUACACCAUAGUGUAUGCUGUAGGUCACUCACUCCUACACAGGUGUACAUCGCAGUUACAGUGGCAAUACAACUGAGCUGUACUGUAUAAGCCGUGUCAAACAAUGAACAUGAACAAAUGUUGUCAUGGGCCUGAGGUAAGUGUGAAAGGGUCCAGUGUCCAGUGAGACAAAGCCAAAUACAUCCGUAACUCCAGCAACUGUCGUCUGUGUGCUUGCCUGCGUGAGUGUGUGAAACAAUAUGAGAACAUACUGAUUUUGCCAAUGUACAAACAUACUAGUUUGUUAAUAAAGGUCUGUUGUACCUGUAACAAAUAUGUACAAUUAAGAUCUAUUUAAGAUAUUCAAACUGAAAAAUGGAAAUUGUAAUAAAAUGUUAUUGCAGAUUUUUUUGGUAUAAUUCACAAAAUGAUUUGACGUUAUCACAUUUUCCACUGCUUUGUUGUCCGUUUUCUAUUUCAGCCAGAAACAUUAUGUCAGUGUGUGUGCCAUCUAAAGCCAGGCUCGUUUUCCCUACAUACCAGAGUCCCCACCCUCAAGUAAUGUCUUUUUUAUUUCAUGAAUUAAGGAAAAAAAAAAACUACUAUUAUUUAAAUUUUUCAUUCCACAUAAAAUUUUUAAUGAUUUUUCCUAAAAUGGUGGAUUUAUGAAACAUUUUCUUCAGCUGAAUGAGCAUGACACUGUCAUUUUUUAUUGAAAAAUAAAGUUGCUUAAUAUAUGUUUUCUGCAGGACAUUGUUGUAAACUGUCUUGUUGCCAAGAUCAACUUCACCCCCACUGACUUACAGUACAACGGGUCUAAGCUGAUGGGAAACUGGUCCCUGUUUGUUUAACAUUAGCCUGGUUUUAACAGCAGAAACAAACAUGGUUGUCAUCCAUGUCCAGGGUCCUCCUGAUGGAUGCACAUUACUCCACCGAUCUCCAUCUAUAAAGCGUCACUCACAUGAGAAUAGUAGCUUCCAUAACAUUUUAUUCACCAGCUUUGAUUAAAACUAAUAAAAUAUUUGUGACAUUUAACAACUCAUCAUUUCACUGGGAUCUCUCUCUCUCUCUCUCUCUCUCUCUCUCUCUCUCUCUGGGAGCCACUAGUCGAUGUCACGUGUCAGAAAUCUGGUCAGUGUUUUGUACUUUGAUGUCAUGUCGUAAACAUAAAGAGCUGACCCUGGACAUGAACCCUGUUUGACCCUGUGGUUGGAAUCAGGUGUGUAUGUGGACGAGGCUUGAUGACAGCUGUUGGUUUCUGACUGACAUUAAGGGCACAUUUUCUGUCUUAUAUGAUGUAAAUAAAAAAACACCAAGUAUCUUUAAUAAGGAAAAA